AUGGCUGCAGGGAGGGAGGCUGCGAGCGUGACGUCACGGGCUGGUGCGGUGGGCGUGUCUCCCAUCGCCCCGCCCACAACACAGCCUCUCGAUAUCACGGACCAGGGGUCGGGAGGGGGAGAGACGAUUUAUGGAGCUCCGAUACAAGAGAUUUAUGAGAAGCGACACGUGACGGGAGAAGUGGCGAGGGAUGCCACAUGA
Messenger RNA from Danaus chrysippus (African queen), 201 nucleotides. The record is from the annotation of a GenBank genome assembly. NCBI's taxonomy places the organism in Eukaryota, Metazoa, Arthropoda, Insecta, Lepidoptera, Nymphalidae.